CUGGGUCAAUAUGGCGGAGUGGUCAGUUGGGAGUGACGCAGACCUUGUGGCCCAUGGUAUCUUGCCGCUUCUCCUGUCUUAGGUAGCCAUGGACAGCUGUGGCGGGUGUGGUCCUGGUGAUGAAGGAGAAAGACUAGAGGAUCUAGGUAAAAAACAGGAUCUCUCAUCUUCAACCACCAAGCUCUCCCAGCCACCCAUGGAGAGAGACAGGGCCAGAACUUCUUCAGAUAAAUUACUUGCUGGAGCAGGAGACCGAUGGAGUCAAGAGGAGAAUAAUGCAGUAACUCCACGUGAAGUAUUGAGACCAUCUCAUACACUCCCCAUCACAAAUGGAGUGGUAACAGUUAAUGGCAUUCACAAGGCACAAUCAGGACACACUGUUCAAACUAGUGGAGUCAGUACACAGUCAAGUGAAAGACAUAGUGAGCAAUCCCUCCUCAACAAUAAUCUGAUUGAGGAAAAGUGUAAUCUUAGGUGUGCUGAUGAAAAAUCUUAUUGCCUCUAUCAUAAGUUUCCAGCCAAAGUGAACAAUAAUGUGUAUCCUGAGAAGGGUACUUCUGUUAAGGAUGGUAUGGAUGAAUACUUCCAAAUGUAUGCAUCCAUCAACUCUAGCAAACAGCUGCCACAGCAGCAGCCCAUAGUAAGGUGCAACGAGCUGAGCCCGAGUAGGGAUCCUCCAAGGUACCCUGAUCAACUCAAUCUUCUCAAUGGUGAAGAGGAAGAUGAAGAUGAUGGCUGUAUUUAUACAUACAAGGGAGAGAAUUUUGAGGCCAAUCUGUCACAUCUCAUUGAUAUGUGCCUGAGCUGUGGUUUACCAAAUACAGAGCGAGGUGUUGAUGAUCGUGGAGCAAUGGUGCAUAGGUUACGUUCUACAAGACCUGAUCCACCAGAGCAGAAUAACUUAUUCUCUCCUGAUAUGGAUUUUUUAGAAAUGGAUUUUGACCCAGGGCCCAAUGGUGAUGGGGAUGUAGAUUCUGACUGUGAAGAUAAUUGUGUUGAUGAGUGUGAUAGUAGAUUAUUAAAUAGAGAACAUGCUACUGCCUUUAGUGUUGCUGGUGCUUUGAAUCCUAUAAGUGUUUUAGAUAGAAAAGCUAAUAAUUAUUGUUCGGAAAUGAGAAAUCUUAUGUGUAAACGGUGUGAAUCUAGUAUAUGUGAUGGUAAAAUUGACAAUGUGGCCUUGAAUUUGAGUGUACAUGAAAAUCACUCUACACUAAAUAUUGGAAGAGGUCCAAGUGCUGGUUUGGAUGACAGACCAAGUGCAAGAAGUAGUCCGUUAAAUGUGCCAAGAGAUGGAAUGAAUCUCCCAAAAGACUUAAAUGUAGAAUUAAAUGAAUUCUGUGAUGUGCAAAAUAAGGCAAUAGAUGGGCCUACUCCUCAAGCAGAUGAUGAUGAAUAUGACCCACCUGAUAAUGACAGUGUCGAAAAUAAUUUGGGUGAUGUAGAUAUAAUGGAUAUGAUUGAUGAUUUUUGUGAAGAUGCUGAUGAUGAAGAUGGAGAUGACAGUAAUUCUGAGAGAUAUGAUUUAGGUGCCAGAUUCUCACGACCCAGUGGUGGCAGUGAAGCAGCAGUACGAGAAAGAGAAGAUCGAGGAUCAGGACAUAUUAGCUCAGGCAAAUACAUCAAUAAGACGACCAAUAAAACAAAUAAUAACAAUCUCGGUUCAGUUUCUGCACCAGAAGUCAGCCCUGCCAAAGAAUACAGUCCACUAGAAAAGUUUGGUCGCAGCAUCAGCUUCCACAACCAACUUUCCAGUCCCAAGUAUGAGAAUGUUUGUUUUUCUCACAGACCAAAGAAGGAAGAGCAGCUUUGUGAUGCUCAGACAGAGACUGCAAUUCCAACUGAAGUUGAAAGUGCUAACUUAGAGGCGUGUGCAGGCAGGCUUCACCGAAGGGAAAAUUCAGUCUUCAAUAUCCUCUCUGAUCCAGCAACUUCACAGAGCGGAAGUUCAGGCUGCCGUGGAGUAGCGUCAGGUACCAGUGUAGAAAGCACUUUAGUAUCUGUGGGCCAACACACUAGUAUGAUAUCUACUCAAGCAGCACCCUCUGCAGCUAGCCAUCCUUCAGGCCAUACAAGCAUGCCACCAAUGACUGGCCUUCUGAUGACUACAACAGGAAAUACCACCUGUACUGUGAUAGCUGGUGGAGGUCCCUGUCCACUUCCUGUCAAGUCCUUACGCCCUAAGAACACAAAUCCAACACAGGAUCCAAAUACGGCAAGUGAAGGUGAAGGUGGGGGAGAGGAGAGUUGCCCAAGAGUAAAGAAGGUAAUGAUCUGGACAGAGCUACAAGCCUCGGCACGUCAAGUCACACAGAUUGCUACCUCAGCUUGUGGUGCCACUGCAAUCAUCAAUGUCUUGUUGGCUUUAGACUACCCUAACACUGUGGAGGAGGUUCAGAAGAGUAUUCAAACACGGUUACGAGCGGAGAUCGCCCCUGUUGUAAAUUAUCUAUUUUCUCGUUCUGUUGCUGGCACCUCUCACAGAGAUUUAAUAAACGGAGUUACUCAGCUCUCACAAGGUGCCAUUAAAGCCAAGUUCUUCCAUAUGUUUCCCAAGCGUGCUGUGCAACUCUCUCGCUGGCUUGCCCAUUGGAUUAGUAGAGGUGGUGUUCCUCUUGCCACUUUAAACCUUCAAGUGGGUGUUCCUCCAGGGCAAACAAUCCCGGAUGCCUGGCACCAUCAGAUGAUCUUUGGUGUUGGUCCCCAAGGAAUAUACCUAACUAAUCCACUUGAGUGUGUAUCUGAUUGUCUACUUGGAGAUCAGCUAUGCACAGACUCAGUGUUGUUGGUACGAAGAGCAGAUGUAGUGGGCAGAUGGGGCCAAGGAGAUAGACUCAUCAGAUUGACGCAGCACCCCGAUACAAGAUGGCGGGACAUGAAUGUUUUAGGUCAGGUAGUUGGGGUACUGAAGGAGCAGGCUGCACCUCCAGUGGUUCAAGGACGGAGGCAUUUGACAUCUCAUGUGGCCAUCCCUGCAGCUUACCAAUCUGGGGUGACAAUUUUCAUGCGAUCAGAUAACCCACAACUCCACACUUUGAUGCAAGCAGAAGAACUACCCUUGUUGGAAUGAGAGAUUGUUUGACAUCAUUUUAACUCUACAGAAUGUGUUUUGAUCAGUAAAAGGGUUAAACUGAAGGAACCGUCUUUGUUACAAGUUACACUUUACUCUUCUGCUUAAUGAUGCAGACGAGUGAGCUCUACUUGGUGCAGUGAUGAGCUUUUGUGAUAGCAAACAUUGUUCCUCUUAGAAUCACCAGGAUUGUUUUACAUUAACUCAUGGUUGGUUCUUUUAUGCACUUUACAUGAUUUAUUGCCUUUUUACCUUGAAAAUAUAAUGUCUUAGGAUUUUUUUUAA
This is a messenger RNA of Homarus americanus (American lobster), 3352 nucleotides long. RefSeq lists its product as uncharacterized. The coding region runs from base 89 to 3067 and encodes 992 amino acids. The transcript is spliced from 8 exons. NCBI's taxonomy places the organism in Eukaryota, Metazoa, Arthropoda, Malacostraca, Decapoda, Nephropidae. The record is from RefSeq and is a predicted model, not a curated record.